Molecule: messenger RNA, 7426 nt
Organism: Centropristis striata (black sea bass)
Lineage: Eukaryota; Metazoa; Chordata; Actinopteri; Perciformes; Serranidae
Gene: magi3a
Product: membrane associated guanylate kinase, WW and PDZ domain containing 3a
Exons: 21
Coding region: 862-5250 (1462 amino acids)
Biological process (GO): signal transduction
Cellular component (GO): cytoplasm
Molecular function (GO): protein binding
Source: RefSeq, a predicted model, not a curated record
CGGAUCACGUCUGUUGCAUGCUGCUGCGUAGUUUUUAGUGAGGGAAAAAAUCCCCACCACAGUGCCUCCGGAGAAACGAGAAGGGGCACAGGGUGUGAAACGGAGGAGAAAAAACAGAGAUUGAGUGUGAGACGGAGCAGAUAAUCGCCCGGUUCAGAGCAGGGCCAGGUAUGUUUUUCCGUUUCCAAGGACUGCCUUUGCUGAUGUCACAGCGGAGGAGGGCAGGAGAGGAGGACAGGUGCGUAGAGUAAAGUUGACUCUCCGGUAGGCUCGGGAGAAGAGCUGUCACUGAGUCGAGAACAGCUUUUUGGAGUUAGUUUUUGAAGUUUUCUUGCAUUUUUUCUUUAAAAAAAAUAGUUUUUUUGGGGGGGUGCAAUCAGUUCGGCUGGCGUUUUCAAGUGGAAUAUAUACUCCACGCUUUUCUGGUGCGCACAAACUGCGGAGCUCACAGGAUCAGCCCUGCUCUGUGAUCUCGGGGUUUUACAGCGUGGAGGAAGCUGCUAUUGUUUUUUUUAAAGUGCAUAUUGCUGUGAACUGGGGUGGGGGAUCGAGACGCCCCAGCAUCAGAACCAGCACUUCCCGCUUCAAUGCGACACUGACGCAGCUGAUCUCGCAUCCCAGUCGCGGACAGGUGAUGCUCGAGUAAAUCAAUGGAAGGAUCGAUCGUCAACACAGGGGGUUUGAUCUGAAAAAAAUAUUUUGUUUUCAUUGGAAUGGAAUACAACACAAGAAACCAGCAUCAACUUCUCUAAUCUGCAAUGGUUUUUCCAUGCGUCAUUGCGUCUUAGGAUCUGAAGCGGGUCUUGCGUUGAAGGACACUCGUUCUUGGACUUCCUUCAAGGUUUACAAGAGCUACCAACAAUGUCCAAGACACUGAAGAAGAAGAAGCACUGGUCCACUAAAGUGCAGGAGUGCACCCUGUCGUGGGGGGGUUCCGGGGAGUUGGUCACGGUAGUGGAGGUGCUAGGCGGCGCGGAGCUGGGAGAGUUCCCCCACCUCGGACACAUAGUUUCGGAGGCGAUGGUUUGUCACGCCGGGAGGUUUCCCUGCAGCGGGGACGUGCUGCUGGAGGUGAACGGCACUCCGGUGAGCGGACUCACCAACCGAGACACACUGGCUGUCAUCCGCCACUUUCGGGAGCCUAUCCGCCUGAAGACUGUGAAACCAGGUAAGGUGUUGAACACUGAUUUGCGCCACUACCUCAGCCUGCAGUUUCAGAAGGGCUCCCUGGACCACAAGCUCCAGCAGGUGAUCAGGGACAACCUGUACCUACGCACCAUUCCCUGUACCACUCGGCUGCCUAGAGAGGGGGAAGUUCCUGGGGUGGACUACAAUUUCAUCAGUGUGGGAGACUUCCGUGACCUGGAAGAAAGUGGACUGCUGCUGGAGAGUGGCACCUAUGAUGGCAACUACUAUGGGACCCCUAAGCCCCCUGCAGAGCCCAGCCCCGUGCAGCCGGACCUGGUGGACCAGGUUCUGUUUGAUGAGGAAUUUGACACGGAGGUCCAGCGAAAACGCACAACCUCUGUCAGUAAGAUGGACAGAAAAGACAGUGCCGCGCCAGAGGAGGAAGAUGAAGAAGAAAGGCCUCCUAUGGUGAAUGGCCUGACUGAGCACAAGGACAAGGCAGAGUGGAGGAAGACGGUGCCCAGCUACAACCAGUCGGCGGGGGCCAUGGACUUGCGUGUAUGGAACACACAGGAUGAAAGUCAGGAGUCCCUGCCUAAAAAUUGGGAGAUGGCCUACACAGAGACCGGCAUGGUCUAUUUCAUAGAUCACAACAGCAAGACCACUACCUGGCUGGACCCCCGCCUUGCCAAGAAGGCAAAGCCCCCUGAGAAAUGCGAGGAAGGAGAGCUGCCCUACGGCUGGGAGAAGAUUGAGGACCCUCAGUACGGCACCUACUUCGUAGAUCACAUCAACCAGAAGACCCAGUUUGAGAAUCCAGUACAGGAAGCUAAGAAAAAGAUGACAGUCGACACGCCCCCUGCCGUCCUGCCGCCAGCAGCCACACCCUCAGCAGAGGAGCCUGUUAGGGGAGUGCGAGGCUUCACACGAGAUCCGACUCAGCUGCAAGGCUCCAUCCUGCAGACAGCGCUACGGAAAAGCCCUCAGGGCUUUGGGUUCACCAUCAUUGGAGGAGAUCGACCCGACGAGUUCCUCCAGGUCAAAAACGUGCUUCCGGAUGGGCCUGCAGCACAUGACAACAAGAUUGCCUCAGGUGAUGUGAUUGUGGACAUCAACGGGGCAUGUGUGCUGGGGAAGACUCAUGCUGAUGUGGUGCAGAUGUUCCAGUCCAUUCCCAUCAACCAGUAUGUGGACAUGGUCCUGUGCCGGGGGUACCCCCUGCCCGAGGACUCCAGCAGCAGUGAGGAGGCAUCAGGAGGCCUCUCCACCUCCAAGGACACUUCCCCUUCCCCCUCCACCUCCACGCCACAGGAACCCCACUACACAGUCCCAGAUGGAGGAACCCUCCCCAGACAGACUGCUGCCAUACCACCCAUGACCAACGGAGGACGCCACCACCACCACCCUCACCCACACCAACACCACCACCACCACAUUCCUCAUGUACCCAACCAAGAAGGCCCUGAUCCCACUCUAUUACAGCCAGAGCUGGUAAGCGUGCCCUUGGUAAAAGGCCCCGGAGGUUUCGGCUUCGCCAUCGCAGAUUGCCCCCUGGGCCAAAAGGUGAAGAUGAUCCUGGACGCCCAGUGGUGCCGGGGCCUGUUGAAGGGCGAUGUUAUCAAGGAGAUCAACAGACAGAAUGUCCAGACGUUGAGCCACUCCCAGGUGGUCGACAUCCUCAAAGACCUGCCCGUGGGCAGCGAGGUCAACGUGCUGGUGCUUCGAGGAGGUCAGACAUCUCCUGUGAAAUCGCUAAAACCAUGCACAGCUCCCAUAUCACAGCCUACUCCUCAACAGGCGCCCCAUCCCGCAGCCCAGCAGUUGCCCCAUCCGUGCUCCCAGCCCACCACACAGCCGCAGCGACAGGAGAUGAUUAACAGCACAGAGGGCCUCAGUCAGCCCGAGGUGGGCCCCAACCCUCUCCCCUUCUCUGCUAACACCCUGCGCUCAUCUUCACCCAAACCGGACGCAUCUGAGCUCUACCUCAAGUCCAAGGCCUUGUUGGACAGCAAGCCUCCUAAUACCAAGGAUCUGGAUGUGUACAUCAAAAGGAACCAGGAGUCAGGCUUUGGCUUCAGAGUUCUGGGAGGCGAGGGGCCGGAGCAGCCGGUGUACAUCGGUGCCAUCGUGCCGCUCGGUGCAGCUGAGAAGGACGGGCGCCUGCGUGCAGGGGAUGAGCUGCUUUGUAUAGAUGGCGUGCCAGUGAAGGGCAAAUCCCACAAACAAGUGCUGGAGCUGAUGACCAACGCUGCCCGUAACGGUCAAGUCAUGCUCACAGUCCGCAGGAAACUGUCACACUCAGACGGUGAAGAGGAGGAGAGCAGUCAGCAGCCCCCGCAGGUAGCAUCCGCCCUGGUCAACAGCUCUCCAAAAAUGCCUCGUGUCGAGGUUCCCAACGCCAUCCAGCCCGCUCAGUCCUCCUCACGGCCAGAGUGCUUUGAUGUAACUCUGCAGCGCAAAGACAACGAGGGCUUUGGCUUUGUUAUCCUCACAUCAAAGAACAAGCCCCCCCCUGGAGUUAUACCUCACAAGAUUGGCCGCAUUAUUGAGGGCAGCCCUACAGACCGCCUGGGUCAGAUGAAGGUGGGAGACCGUAUCUCUGCUGUCAACGGACGCUCCAUCAUGGAGCUGUCUCACAAUGACAUCGUCCAGCUUAUCAAGGAUGCUGGCAAUUGUGUCACCCUCACAGUUGUGCCUGAAGAUGACAGCGCUCCUCCAUCUGGAACAAAUUCAGCCAAGCAGAGCCCUUCGGCACAACACAGAGCUAUGGGCCAACAGCCUCCCAGCUAUUCAGACAGGAAUGGUGACUCUUUCCUACCAAGAGAGAUGGGAACACUCAUCAUGUCAGGCCCUAAGCAGGGCUGUUUUGUGGUGGAACUGGACCGCAGCCAGCGUGGCUUCGGCUUCAGUCUGAGAGGAGGGAAAGAGUAUAACAUGGGCCUGUUUAUCCUGCGACUGGCUGAGGACGGACCUGCUCUUAAAGACGGCCGGAUACAUGUUGGCGAUCAGAUAGUGGAGAUCAACGGCGAGGCCACCCAGGGCAUCACACACACUCGUGCAAUUGAACUGAUCCAAGCAGGAGGCAGUAAAGUUCAUCUGCUGCUUCGACCUGGCCAGGGCUUGGUCCCAGAUCACAGUUCAAAGGACAAAGUAACCAUUCCAACCUCAAGCUUUCCCAGACUCUCUGUAUCUGACGGGCAGUCAUCUCCAGCCUCUCCAUCCUCUAUCUCCCUCUCUACCUCGGAACUGUCCCCAUCUUCGCCCAAAACAACCGCCCCUGAUGACUUCUCUGGGGGGGAUCCCAGGGCGUCUGGGUCCCCUGGUGCUGGGCAGGAGCACGGUAGGCAGGCUAACAGAUCAAGAGGACAGCAGCUCCCUCACCACAACCAUAAGCGUACCACCAGCCCCAGCACCCAGAAAACAAGCAGGAGUGACUCCAAGUCUGCUAGUCCCAAGAGAGCCACUGACGGCUGGGCAGAUCAUGUAGAGCGCUCUCAGAGCCCCAGAAAAACAGAGCGUGGCCACAGCGGAUCCCUAGAGGAUAUGAGAAAAGACAGAAAAGCCCAAGGGCAGAGAGACCACCACUCUAGCCCAAGAAAGGGCUCCAAGAGGGAACCUGACCCUGCUGUGCCUUUGAAGAACCAGGAGGAGCCCCAGAUCCCCAGGCGUCCAGCUGGCCAACAGCCCAGCGCUGCCUCUGGAGAAGGGAAGGACUGGAGGUACAUGGAGGAGGAUGCAGCCAACUGGCAGGAGAGGGGGGCUACAGAGAGUGGAGACAAAAACUAUGGGACCACAGAACGCCACAAGAAGAGCAAAAGGGCUGAGCAAGAGGCACAAAAGUAUAAUUCCAGGGAGAGGGCAGGGUCUGAUGCUGAUAGUAGCACCCUAAACCGAAGGAGCAGAAGAGAAAAGGAGGACAGAGAAUAUCGGGAAAGCAAGUACCCUGGGCCAACUGAAGAAGUGAAUAAAAAGGAUCCCAGAGGGUCAAGCAGUAGCAUCCAGGACCCCAGCUGCAAUGGGACCAGCACCAGCAAGAAGGCGCCCAUCACCCCCGGUCCAUGGAAAGUUCCCAGUUCUGCCAAGAUCCAGUCCCAGGUGGACACAACAUCUGCAGAUGUCUGAUAUCCCUCCAAAAAAAAGCUGAGCCUCUUAAAAAUGGACAUUCACAAUGGAAGGAUUUUUUUUAUUUUUUAGCAGUUUCGGACAAAGCAGAUCACUGUGUAACCAGCAACAUAGCUUCUCAUUGCUUUCUUCUUUUUUUUUCACCCAGUUUGCCUCGAUCAGUUUGCAUCAAUCUGCUGAUGCCUGAUCUGACAUGUGUGCUUGUACCUACAUGAGUAUUUGAACGAUGAUGUGCAGACAUGCGUGUAACAGGUAGGUUCUGAGUGAGAUUUUUUUUUUUUUUUUUGGAUGCGACACUGAAGUCUAUUUUGUGCCAAUUAGAGACUCCGGUUAUAAAGAAGCUGCUCCGUAUUGCACUCACUGUGAGACUGUGUGUGGUUAAUGACAUGAACCGCUCUCCCUGUUUACCCGCCUCGAUGAAGGAUCCUGCUUUUUUUGUCACUUUGAAGGUUUAAGACGUAUUCAUGCAGUCACUCAGCUUUUCUUCCUGGCAAGACUGAUUCACUGUCGCUGUCACUGGCGGAUGUUCUGGUGAGUUUCUCUUAAAAUCGUCUGCAAAGAGUGACGGAGUGUCUUCGAAGUCAUUUGUUGUGUGUUAUUGAGAGCCCGACUCGAGAUGUGAACUGUAUGGGUGACUGUAUUCAUGCACAUGAGAAGACUCUUUGAUCCCAUUAGCUUAUCAGAGGGUAGACAGACUACCCUGGAGCUUUAUAUGCAUCAAUCAGCAGACCAGAUACUUGUGGUUAUAGUUCUAAUGUUUGCUACGUGUGUUAAUAAUAAAGCAUAAAGUAAUUUAUUGAAAUUAUAUGUAAACAAAAACUGUUAGUUCACAUAUCCAUGCUGAGUCAUUUCACUUUUGAUGUGGACUUAAUGAUCGAAAUAGAAUGUGUAGAUAGAUAUCAGCAUCAAAAAAUAAUAACUAUGAAAUCUAUACAUUCUAUUUCUAAGAUGUCAUGGUCUGUAUACGGUCACGUGAGCCUGAUUCAUAAUGUUGUCUACUGUUAGCAGCUCUGUAUUUUAGGUCCUCUGGCUAUGUGUGUAUGUAUUCAAGCUGACUGGUAGGCCUGUGUAUUUUUAGAUAUCGCUGUAGCAUUGACUAUACUUAAUCCGAAAAAUAUAUUAUUUAACAAAAUGAUUACACAUAUAUUGACACAUAAUUUAGAUGAGUUGAAUUAACAGAGCUUGAUUGUAAGAAGUGAGACCUCUGCCUUCAACUUUAAGAGAUAUUUGUAUUUUUAUCAACACAAAUGUAGGCACAAAAACAUUUUUCCUCAUUCUAACCUCCAAAAUCUAUGUUUGAGCAUUUUAUUUUUUAUUUAGUAGAUGACCCAUAAUGUGAGAUAAAAAAUAGUAUAUAAAUGUUUGCUUCAUUGUUCAUCAUUAACAACAUCACGGCUGUCACAUUUGUGUUAGAAAUAAAGCCAGACUCCCUAAGAAUGCAGUUAAUCUUCCACACAAGGAGGGAAAGUCAUUGCAAUAUGCUUCCUUUUGGAGGUUGCACACAGUGCAUACUGUGAUAGUAGCUUGACUAGUUCUUUUGGAGUCCCAUUUGAAAUUACUCUUAAAAAGUUUAUCAAAUUUUAUCAAAGAGGGAAUUAAGUCCCAGAUGAAAAAAUAUAUAUAUAUAUAUUUUUUUUAAUUAUUGGGAUCAGUUGUGUGCCCUGCUCUGAAGACAAAAAUUUGGUGUUGUUUAAAUGUUGCUACUGUGGAGUACAGAGACAUCUAGUGGUUCAUAAACUGCUAUUCACAAAAAACUAGUCACUGCUUCAACCACACCCUCAUCAGCCUGUUUAAGGAUGUACGGAAGUAACACGUGCAUCUAACAGUCUGUGAGACCACCUACUAAUUUAUUGUCCACCUUAUUGUUGAUAUGAUGGGCUACUGUAUUAUUUACUGUUCAUGUCAUUACCAUGUAUGAUACUGUGGCCUUGCAUUGCUCCAACAUAUAUAUAUAAAAAAAAGUCUUUUAGUUUUGACAUCAUGGUAGUUGUAAAUGUUUAUAAAUUGUACAGCACCUGUAUAAAUAUUUGCCUUCAUGCAGGAAAAAAAUCCUCUGUAAAUCGUUUCAUUAUUUUUUUAAGGGAGCUGAGAGGAAAUGAUAUAAAAUGGGUGAAAAGAAAUAAUCUGGUCAUGGCCUUCUGUUCAUGCACUGAUAAAUAAAGGUUUACUGAAUAAA